This is a messenger RNA of Pleurotus ostreatus (oyster mushroom), 1026 nucleotides long. RefSeq lists its product as uncharacterized. The record is from RefSeq and is a predicted model, not a curated record. Lineage: Eukaryota; Fungi; Basidiomycota; Agaricomycetes; Agaricales; Pleurotaceae. Bases 1 to 1026 code for a protein of 341 amino acids. The transcript is spliced from 4 exons.
AUGUCAGCCAUCGCAUCCUCCUCCGCCCAGGCGGCCCCGCCUAGCAAGAUUGUUAUCCCAGACCUCGUCUCUCACUGCACCUUUGAGCUACGAGUCAACCGCCAUCGCAAAAUCGCCUCCGCGCAGUCAAAGCGAUGGCUCUUCCGCGGGGACAACCUUACUGGCAAAAAGCGGGACGCGUACCAUGGACUCAAGGCUGGCCUGCUGACUUCUAUGUGCUACCCAAACGCGGGUGCCCCUCAGUUGAGAGUUUGUUGCGACUUCAUGAACUACCUGUUCCAUCUCGACAACCUCUCCGAUGACAUGGACAACCGGGGUACAAAGUCAACAGCAGAUGUCGUACUGAACGCACUUUAUAACCCGAAGAUGCAUCAGACGAAACGUGUUGGCAAGAUGACCAAGGAUUACUGGCAGCGACUUAUUCGCACCGCUGCUCCGGGUGCCCAGCAGCGCUUCAUCGAGACUUUCGACUUCUUCUUCCAAGCUGUAUCUCAGCAAGCGCGGGAUCGCGCUGAGGGUUCAAUCCCCGAUCUCGAGUCCUACAUUGCUCUGCGCCGCGACACAAGCGGAUGCAAACCUUGCUGGGCUCUGAUUGAAUACGCCAACAACCUGGACAUUCCCGACGAGGUCAUGGACCAUCCCAUCAUCCGUAGCCUCGGAGAAGCCGCCAACGACCUCGUUACCUGGUCCAAUGAUAUCUUCUCAUACAAUGUCGAACAAUCCAAGGGUGAUACGCACAACAUGAUCCCUGUUGUGAUGCAUGAGGAGGGUCUCGAACUCCAGGCCGCAGUCGACUUCGUGGGUGCACUUUGCAAGCAGUCAAUUGAUCGCUUCGUAGAGUGCCGUGCGAACCUGCCUUCUUGGGGCCCUGAAAUUGAUCGUCAAGUCGCAGUAUAUGUUGAGGGGUUGGCCGAUUGGAUAGUUGGUUCACUACACUGGUCGUUUGAGUCGGAGCGCUACUUCGGCAAGUCUGGUCUCGAGGUGAAGAAGAACCGCGUCAUCAACCUCCUUCCCCGACGGUCAUAA